CCUCCAGCAUCAUUCAUUCGUUGCACUACGAAUCAGUAAGCCAUUAGACAUGUCGAAAGUGUUCCUGCCCGUCCUGGCCAUCGUGUUGGUCUUCUCCGGCGCCUCGCAGGCAGCCAGCCUGGAGUGGCCCUCCAACCUGGUGGCCCUCAGCUCGGCCAAGUCGGCGCAGCUGCUGCCGAUUGCCAGCGAGGAUUCUAUUGAGCUUGCCCAGGGCAGUUCCGGCUCUGUCGUCCCAUCUGGUCCGCAGGAGGAGCCCUCUCAGGAGUCGGAGGAGGAGGAAGACCAGCAGCAGCUCUCCCAGUCGUCUGCCGGCAGCUCGGAGCCCAUCGAUGCUCGUCUGAUUAGCUCCAGCAUUCCCGUAUCCGUUCCCCUGCCCCUGAUUGUGGCCGCCCGUAAUGGACUCCGCACCGUUCUGACCAUUCAAGAGCCCGCCGUGGCCAAGGUGGGUGAGGUGGUGCAGCACGUGCCCACCGCCGUCUCCCACCAGAGCCAGACCGUGGUGCAUGACCACCGCCGCCUGGUAACCCCUAUUGUGGCUCCGGCUGUGCGCACCACCCAGGUGAUCCGCCAGCAGCCCCUUCUGUGGACAAUCGGCUCCUCCGAUCCCCGAGUGGUUCUCAUCCGCAACUAAACGGCCAUCGAAAAACGCUGGAUAAAAGCCAAAGAUCGCCAAGAUGAACUCGCCAAAUCAAUGGAACAUUCUUUAACACUCUUUCUGGACUUGCUCUGUUAACCCACUACUCUUUGUCUUCUCUGUCUGUCUCUUCUGCCAUUUUCUGUAGAAUUCUUCUUCUGUAGAGUGCUUUUAGUAAAGAUUUCGCAAUUGCA
This is a messenger RNA of Drosophila bipectinata, 828 nucleotides long. RefSeq names its product retinin (gene retinin). The record is from RefSeq and is a predicted model, not a curated record. NCBI's taxonomy places the organism in Eukaryota, Metazoa, Arthropoda, Insecta, Diptera, Drosophilidae.